Molecule: messenger RNA, 648 nt
Organism: Histoplasma mississippiense
Lineage: Eukaryota; Fungi; Ascomycota; Eurotiomycetes; Onygenales; Ajellomycetaceae
Exons: 2
Coding region: 1-648 (215 amino acids)
Source: RefSeq, a predicted model, not a curated record
AUGGCACCUGACGUCCAGAGCGAUAGCCCCCAAGCACGCCAAAUUUCGGACAAAAAAAGGCCAAAAUGGUCCCCAGAAGAAGAUGUUCUGAUCAUCGAGCUUCGGCAGCGCGGAAUGGCGUGGGGAGAUAUCAGCAAGGAACUCCCCGGGCGAAGUGCACUCAGCUGUCGCCUGCACUACCAGAAUUACCUUGAGAGACGGAAGCAAGCAGAUUCAAGUCGGAAAUGUGGGCGAAAAUUGCAGAGGAGAUGUCCAUCCCCUGGAGGGCCGUUGAAGCUAUGCACUGGCAACUGGGAGAACAAGAAAUGGCGAGACGAUCUAGGACAGUUCCGUUCUCAUUCUCUCAACCCGCAUCAAAACGCUCACGUUCCGUUCAGCUCCCUCCCUUUGCGGAACUCGACGCCGUAUCCCAAGGGAACCGCAGCAACGCAGCUACUCUCUCAACGUGGAUGGCGUGAUUAUCGCCGCCGUGGCUUCAUACCAAUAAUAGCCGUACAAUUGGGGUUCGAUACCGCAGCGUUCGAUGUAUGUCUCUGGUCAGAUGUCCAAGGCAAAUCGGAGGUUCCGGGAUAUCUUGGUAUUUAUUCUUUGGUCCCACCGCGUGAGGCCGGUUUCUACGGAUCUCCUCUGGUUCCAUGUUCGUGGUGA